Messenger RNA from Psammomys obesus (fat sand rat), 903 nucleotides. It is a transcript of the gene Isg20, whose product is annotated as interferon stimulated exonuclease gene 20. NCBI's taxonomy places the organism in Eukaryota, Metazoa, Chordata, Mammalia, Rodentia, Muridae. Gene Ontology annotation, biological process: RNA catabolic process; negative regulation of viral genome replication; DNA catabolic process. Bases 184 to 738 code for a protein of 184 amino acids. The record is from RefSeq and is a predicted model, not a curated record. Gene Ontology annotation, cellular component: nucleus. The transcript is spliced from 4 exons. Gene Ontology annotation, molecular function: exonuclease activity; nucleic acid binding.
CCCCCCCACACAACUUCCCUUGAUAACAAACCAGAAACUGAAACUAAAACAGGCUCAAGUUCAGAGAUGAGUCACUUCUCAAAGUGACUGAAGUAGCUGAGAAGUGGCAACAGAGAGGCAGAAGAGAAUCCAGGGCACUGAAACAGACAGGAGAGCAGGACUUUCUGAGGGUUACCAAGGAGCAUGGCAUGCAGCCUAGAGGUGGUGGCUAUGGACUGCGAGAUGGUAGGGCUAGGUCCUCAAAGGGUGAGUGGCCUUGCCCGCUGCAGCAUCGUGAAUUUCUAUGGCACAAUCCUGUAUGACAAAUACAUCCGGCCUGAGGGAGAGAUCACGGAUUAUAGAACCCGAGUCAGCGGGAUCAUGCCUCAGCACAUGGUGAGGGCUACACCAUUUGGCGAAGCCAGGCUGGAGAUCCUGCAGCUUCUGAAAGGCAAGCUGGUGGUGGGCCACGACCUGAAGCACGAUUUCGAUGCAUUAAAGGAGGACAUGAGCAAAUACACCAUCUAUGACACAUUCACAGACAAGCUGCUGUGGCAUGAGGCCAGGCUGGGCCACUACAAGCGUGUAUCCCUGCGGGUGCUAGCUGAGCGCCUGCUGCACAAGAGAAUCCAGAACAACUGGCAGGGCCACAGCUCUGUGGAAGAUGCCAGGGCCACAAUGGAGCUCUACAAAAUCUCUCAGCAACUCAGAGCCAGAGUGCAGCAGCAAGGGCUGUCCUGCCUCGGGGCAUGGAACUGAACUUCAUCCUUGUCAAAGGAUCAGAGGCUUACACUCCAAAAAGACAAGACCUCUUCCUGACGUCAACCACAAAACCCAUACCAAGACUGCUCCCCCAUUACAGCAAUUCUUUUGCUUUAGGGGGAAAAACCUUUAGUAAUAAAUGGCUCUGAUUUUGUCUAAUCA